AUGAAGGCUGAACUGUUGUCCAUCAUGGACGACAUCAAGGUCAUGACGGGCUGUUCUGACCAUGAUCUGGACGACAGGCUCGAUUUCGCGAGCCAGAGCGGCGGCCAGCUCGCCGCCGUGCUGGACCGCAUGCGCCUCUCCACCCGCGAGAAGCCACACGUCCUCGUCGCGUACGUGUACAUCUUGUACAUGGCCCCCUUCGCCGGCGGCAGGGUCAGGCUGUUCGGCCAGUGGGAACCCCGACUCACGACCGCCCAAAGGGACGAUAUCGUCGACGGGGCCGUCGCCAUCUUUGACGGGAUGGAUGGCCUCGUGUGCGAACUCAAGUGGCGCGUCCCCAGCCUCCACAAGCUGACUGAGGACAGCCGUAGAGAGCCCGUGCGUGACUGUAAGCACGGAGAGCCCAUGAAUGAGGAUACCGAACUGGCAACGGGGCAAUGUCCCUUCAUGGCCGCCAGCCAUCACCCCCCUCAACAUCGUGAGACGGCAUGGGCAGUUUCGGUUGGACUUCUGGUAGUCCUGGCUGCCUUGAUCCAUUGCAUCUUUCUUACUGUCCAGAACAGGGAACCGGCCCGGGACUAUGACUUGUUCACGUGGAUGUACUAG
Molecule: messenger RNA, 606 nt
Organism: Geosmithia morbida
Lineage: Eukaryota; Fungi; Ascomycota; Sordariomycetes; Hypocreales; Bionectriaceae
Exons: 3
Coding region: 1-606 (201 amino acids)
Source: RefSeq, a predicted model, not a curated record